This is a messenger RNA of Periophthalmus magnuspinnatus, 5404 nucleotides long. RefSeq names its product testis and ovary specific TOPAZ 1 (gene topaz1). Bases 533 to 4642 code for a protein of 1369 amino acids. The transcript has 20 exons. Lineage: Eukaryota; Metazoa; Chordata; Actinopteri; Gobiiformes; Gobiidae. Gene Ontology annotation, molecular function: metal ion binding. Gene Ontology annotation, biological process: spermatocyte division; spermatid development. The record is from RefSeq and is a predicted model, not a curated record.
GCGCUCGCAGCACCAGGCGCAUGCGCAGACCGGACGCACUCACAAGUCAAGUUCGCGCGCUGCUUCUGAAAUAAAAGAAAAAAAGUGAAAUAAAAAGGGAAAUAAAAGACGACUGGAGUUUAAGAAACAUUCAGCUCAUAAAUUAAAAGAGGUUUAUCAGAGCAGACGCUGUAAGGCCCGGGCAGGAGGCUGGAGUCAGUCUGGAAAUAACCAAGACCCUGUGCAGAGUUUAUUUAGUGAAGUGUCAGCCUCCCCAGGACCAGUUUUGGUGAAUAUAUUCAUGUACUUCCUUUUGUGUUUGUUAACUCCCAGAGGGUCUUAAGAGGAGCUGCACCUUAUGGCUGUCACACAGAAGAGCAGACUGCAGUAAGUAAAGCCCAGCACCAUACUGACUGUUCUCUUACAUGAAAACCUCUGCCCCAGAGUGAACCUCUGCAGCCUCUACCCCUACUGUGUCAAAUGCAAGCACAAGUGCAGCUUUGUGCUUCCAGAUCAUGCCAAAUCAAAACUAGAUCACUGCUUUACCAAAGAAAUGAGAGCUGGGUUUAGGUUUAGGCCUGGCUGUCUGGGCCAGAAGAAAACAUCAUUUAAUGAAAGUGUUCAAGUUGUACAUAAUGGACAAGUGCUCAGGUUAGAGGCAAAGCCAAAUGAGCAAAAUGACCAAAAUAAGGAUGUGACAAACGACACUGAUCCAGGGGCAUCAGCGAGUCAUGGAGGACGUGAAAACAGUGAGUCUGCCUCCUGCUCCAGUGAACACAGACUCAAGCUGAGCCUGAACGGCAUGAAAAAAUAUACUGAUCAGAACCAAAACAUUUUGGAAAAGGCUCUACAUACUGACACCGUAAAGACUCUACAUACUGACAACAUGGAGCUAGGUGAGAAGGCAGACAUUUUGUCCCAUUCCCAUCUCAAAAAACAUUUUUGCUUGGACCCAUUUGGAUCUGUUAAUUAUGUAAUAUAUGAAGGUCAGUCAGAUCCAGUGUGUCUUGAAGGAGAAUACAGAGGUGGACAGUCACUGAACCUAAAUGGCCCUAGUGCAGAGGACCUGGACUUCUCCUGCCAAAGGGUCAGAGUUUACCAAGGAAAGACCAGCACCACAUGCGCACGCACGUAUUUAACAUGGCCAUUUUUGUCAAGAGAAAAAAGGCCCGAAGCUGCAGGAAACGGAGACAUAUUUCAUAUUUCACCUUUUCAGAGCAAACUGAUUGGAAAUGAACCCACAGAUCCAGUGUGUCUUGAAGGAGAAUACAGAGGUGGACAGUCACUGAACCUAAAUGGCCUUAGUGCAGAGGACCUGGACUUCUCCUGCCAAAGGGUCAGAGUUUACCAAGGAAAGACCAGCACCACAUGCGCACGCACGUAUUUAACAUGGCCAUUUUUGUCAAGAGAAAAAAGGCCCGAAGCUGCAGGAAACGGAGACAUAUUUCAUAUUUCAUCUUUUCAGAGCAAACUGAUCGGAAAUGAACCCACAGAUCCAGAUCAGCUUCCACAACAGAGCUCUUCUAUUUCCAACCAAAGGGAAGGGAGUAAGGAAAAAAACCAAGAAGAGACUUUAAACAAGACUAAAGAUUCUGUGGGUUUGUCUUCAGACUUUAUAAACAUAACAUACAUAAACAGGCCGUAUUCAUCACACUCGUCUGAACAAUGUGUGACGAUGCUUCCACAAAAACAGAACUGUUUUUGUAAAGAUAUCGCUACAGCUGAGUCACCCACUCCAAAUAACGACAAUGGCAGGUCUACGCCUUCUCCAUCCAGACUGGGCUUGACACAAACUGCCCCCAUUAUGUUUACGGCAUCUUUAAUAGACUCCAGUAGCUGUUUAAGUAGUGACUCCAGUUUAUCGUCUCCUGUCCCAACACCAGCGCUCCUGUCUUUAGGAUCGUCUCCUGUCUUUACGAUCACACUCCCACAAGUUCAUAGUUUAUACGGCUUGGACUCAAAUGAUUCCUGUGACUCCCCUUUUGUCCUGCCUCAAAACAUGGAAGUGUCUCCGGAUGAAACUGGUACAAGUCUCAGUCCUCCAAAACUGGAGCCAUAUUUCAAAACUACGCCUUUAAUUCAAAAGUCUGACCCGUCUAUAGACCCUGAUAUUCUGCUUCCGCCUCUGCUUUCUCCUCUCAACUCACCUCUGCAGCACGUCGUUUCUACAGCUUCAGUUGAGUCUGAAAGUAAAAACGGUGAUACGUACAAACACAAAAUGGCUCCUGAAAAUCACACUCCAGAAAUACAUGAAGUUAGAGAAAGGGAUCAUGAGUGUGGCUGGCAACAAAACAAAACUACCUCAACUUAUAAUGACGAGGAGCUGUUCUCAGACACGCCUCCACCUCCCUCUGCUGCUUUGAACGACUCCAGCUCUUGCCCCAGCUGUUCUGAAAGCAACGGGGAACCUUCUACAGACAAAGACUCGUGUACAUCUCAGCAGUCAGAAAACCAAAGUCCUGAAGAGGAUUGGGAGAAGCCUGAAGCACUGGAUGAGAUCGAAGCUUACGAACAAGACAUUCUGCUCGUUGAUGUUUUCAGAGACGACCCUGAUCUAUUUGAAAACCUACCGCAGAAAAGUAUCUUGAAGCUGGGGCCUGUCAAAAUGAUCCCCCCUGUCCCUGAGUCAUCCAAGAAAAUGCAAAGUGUUGCUCCUGUCCAUCUCGACUUCCUGCACAGUUCAGAGGACAGCCCCCGAAGAUCCUGGAGACCCCAGUGCACCUCUGCUCUGCACAGUAACACUAAAAAACAUGUCAAGAUCACGGGUUCAGCUGAAGCCAGAGUUUUGAAUUCUGAAGAAGAGAGAACUGAACUCUUUCCAACUGAAAAUCAUUGCUAUAAUCACAUUUCCUCCAAACUGGUCUCAAGACUUGGGCCUCGGAGCUCAAACUCACUCAGUGCUUCUGGUCUGAGAUGGCCAAAACCUGCAUACUGUAGAAAAUACUUCAGUAACUCGCAAAGCUGCGUCUUUAAAAUGUGUCGUUUCCACCACGUGCCAAUGGAGGGGGAUGAGAAGUUUUGUACGGAAACUGUGGCACGGUUUAUGAAAACGCCAGCAUGUCUUCAUAAAGCAGGAGCUGUGUUUACGAGCUACUACCAAAACAACACACCCGGCGCGUUCUUUUCUAAACCGGUGCUCGCGUCUCUUCUUCGGAGUCUUCUUCAAGCUGGAAUGUUGUCCGAUGUUUUCUCAGUGAUCCAAACCAGUUUGACCCAUAACAUCGUGCCUGAACAUGAGUUUCUCCUCGACCUUUUCAACAUCAUCAGAGAAAAAAACCUCGUCAGCUUUGUCCCAGAACUUGUGCAGCUCACAUUUAAGAUGGCUGCUGCAGGUUUACCUCUGAGUCUGGACUGUCUGGACUAUGUGAAAAAUACUCCUCAAACACUUCCUUCUAAUUCUCCACAAACUAUUUCUGGACACAGAUCGGUAACGCCUUCAGAGCACUUCUACUUGGCGCACGCUGUGGUGGAGAUGGAGCUUUGUACCAAACAACAAGACUGGAAAAGACUGGGGGAGGUUUUCAAAUCCAUCUGUCAAUCAGCCCAAGUGAGCCAAGUGGAGCGCAUCAGUGGACGAAUAGCAGUGGCCCUCCUCUCCGAGAGCAAAGACAGGCUCACUCUGCCGUUUGCCGCCUUCGCCGAGACGGCUGGUCACGGUGCGGAUGAGGACGGCCCUGUUAAAUGUUGUCUUGGUAGAAUUGGAGUUUCGCUCAUGUUGCGAUAUCAUAAAACUCACCAGUGGGCGAAGGGUCAAAAAGUUGUGGAAGUUCUGUCUGCGGUAAAGGUCAGAUACGCGACAAUGAAAGGAUUGUUUGGGAAUGAAGACGGCACGUCACGCUGCUGCCUCGUAUCCGUGGCAACUGAGCUCUUCCUUUUAAAUGGGAGCGUUGAAGGAGCUUUAAACACAUUAAGAGAGAAUGAGUGGUUCCUGACGUCCAGCGCGUGGCCUUGUGAAGCUGUGGACCUGGAGAAGCGAACUCAUGUGUUGUUGUGUUUGGCGGAGAAAACGUCUCACAGAGAUACUCUCGAGGUCCUCAGCAAUCUGCCUGGACUUAAGGAGCCAAACGGCCACAUCGACAUCUCCAAGUACACUCCUUUCUUCACUGCUCAUCUGCAAGUGUGCCUAGACCGACAGAUUCUGGUGUUAGCGUCAGAUCUGGUGGACUUCAUGCUCGACAAAAACUUACCAGUGGACCAUGCCAUGCUGCACACGCUUCUGCAUAAACUCGGGAAACAGAAUUUUUGGCUCAAGGCACGAGAAAUCUUCAAAAACUCGAUGAGCAAAGGCUACCACCCCGAGGUGUGUGCCCCCCUCGGACUGAAGACUCUGGUGGUCCCGUCUCAGCUCGGAGAAAUCGAACUGGCUCUCACGUUUGAGAUGUUUAUUACGAUGAAUGCGACUUCCAUUUUGGCUCUCCCAGAAGGCACCUCAUCUACCCUGACCAUCACUCUUAAAAGAGCUCAAACUUGUGAAAGUGAGUAUCUUUCCGCUGGCAGCCGUCUGCUCUCUGCAGCUUCUAUUCCACAGCCCAAACUCAGUGUUCAUUACACAGGCGUGAACUCCUCCCAGGAGCAGGUCUUCACUCUGGACGUGUCCUCUGCUCGCCGCUGGCUCCGACAUAAUCAUUUAUGGGCCAAUGAGGUUUGGACCAUUUCUGUUUAAAAAUAUAAUAAUAUCUCCUUCAAAUCCAUAAUACGGUUCAAUUCAAAAUGCAUCCACUGCUGUCUGAAGAAUGACUCGAACAGAUGAAAUCAGAACUGUCACAUCACAGAUACACACAGAGAGGCGCACACACACAGAACACACAUAUGUACACACACAGAACACACGUACGUACACACAGAACACACACGCACACACAGAACACACGUACGUACACACAGAACACACACGCACACACAGAACACACAUAUGUACACACACAGAACACACGUACGUACACACAGAAUACACACACACACACAGAACACACACACGCACACACAGAACACACGCACACACAGAACACACACACACAGAACACACACACACAGAACACACAUACAUCAGCUCACAGAUCACCGUUUCUUGUUCUUGUUAUAAAAUAUAAUUAUUGAGUUGACUUUGUGUUUUUGUCACGUCUUUAGUGAUGUUUCUAAAUUGUUUUUUAUACCUUUGACUGUAAAUAUAAAUGUAUAUUUAUGUGGGUCAUUAGUUUUAUUGACUGACUGGUUCAAAAGCUGCUUUUCCUUUUACAUGGGGUUUUAUGAAACAGCUGAUCUUACUUUUCAGAUGAAAAUAAAGUUUGUUUACAUCUGUUUGUCUUGUGCGCUUCUGUGUUAGUGGAGGUUUACGUUUCAGGAGGCCUCGUUCUUGUUUCCCUCGUGGUUCGUUCAUUAAAAUUCUUUGCUUGUUUUCUGUGUUAAACAAUAAAGAAAUGAAAUG